AGUUUCGCACGAUUGUGUCAGAAACCACUGAGCCAUAGACAGGAGAACUAUUACAAGGACUUUGCAAUUCAACAACGAGCGAGUUUACGCUGAAACACUGCAAGUUAACCUAUACCAUAUUGGAUUACUUCAUUGACACGGACGUUCUGCAAACCUCGAUUCGGGAAUAUACUCAUUGGAGAUUAUCCUGAAUAACCUUGUGGAUUAUACAAUUACGGAUUUCAAUAUGACUCUGGAGGAACUCGUCGGAUGCAAUAUCACUGAGAAAAAGAUGGAGACCGUGAAUCAAGCACUAGAAGAGCUGCUGGUGGCAGCGCAGCAACAAGACUGCCUGACUGUGGGAGUCUACGAGUCUGCAAAGCUGAUGAAUGUUGAUCCUGACAGUGUUGUGUUGUGUGUUCUGGCGACUGACGAGGAUGUCAUUCCACUGCAGAUUCACUUCACGCUCAUCCAAGCCUUCUGUUGCGACAACGACAUCAACAUACUGCGUGUCUCCGGCAUGAGUCGCCUCGCUCAGGUUCUUGGCGAGCCAAGCACCGCUGACAGCAACGGCAACGAGCCCAAUGAUCUGCACUGCAUCCUUGUCACUAACACCCAGUGCCAAUCUCUGAAAUGCCAAGCGUUGCAGGAUGUCGGCAACUACUGCGAGGAGAGUCGCUGCAAGAACCAAUGGGUACCUUACCUGUCCCUGCAGGAGCGCUGAACUAAUGACCCUCGCUGAGAAACGUGAAAGCGAUGAAAACAAGUGAACAAGUCGUCAUUCUUCCAGAAUGAGAAAGGCGUUCAAGAAGGGGCAUCGUCGACAUGCCCGUGUUUGCCUGCCCUGGGCCGCUAUCCAGUGACGGAGAUGAGCAUGCGAAGGUUCCGAUGGACAAUGCGCAUACAACCAUGACGCAUCUGACCCCGCUCUCUUCCUUCGCGGAAAGGAACUGUGUCGGCGGGAGUGGGGCGUAGGAACGAACUGUAGAGAAAUCUCGCUGCUGUUUGCCCAGCCAUGUUGGAACAACCGGCGGGGGCGGUUGCAUCGCGUGGGAACGGACUUGCAGUUUCGUUAUUUGAGAGGAGGGACAAAGCAACUGUAUCAAUGAGAAUACAGACUUGAAACUGAGUUUAACCCUAUGCUUUCUGACGUGGAAGUCAGUGUGUUUAUGAUCAAAUGCAAUGUGAAUGACUGCAAUGCUCUACAGUUGGAUGUUAUGAGUAACAGUGCAAUGCAGAAGUCUUCAGAGCAACAAUGCCUAUGGGUUGUUAUUGUGUAAGAGAUAUCGAUAGGGUAUUGUGUAAAAUAUUUUUGAUAGAGUAUUCUGGUUACACUCAUAGCCAGGUGGCGGCUGCCUGUUAAGAGGGUCAAAAACAAUGUAACAAUGUAACAAUGCCACAAUGUUACCAUGUAUUGAUUUAUUUGACAUUGACACAAUUAACUAAUGUAUUGCCAUUAUUUAAGUUGAACAGAAUAAUAUAUAACAGUGAAAUGCAUUGUUGAAUAGAAUGUUAAACUUAUUUGAAUAAAUGAUUGAACUGAAA
Oncorhynchus mykiss (rainbow trout) is the source of this 1524-nucleotide messenger RNA. RefSeq names its product growth arrest and DNA damage-inducible protein GADD45 beta. The record is from RefSeq and is a predicted model, not a curated record. Gene Ontology annotation, cellular component: cytoplasm; nucleus. NCBI's taxonomy places the organism in Eukaryota, Metazoa, Chordata, Actinopteri, Salmoniformes, Salmonidae. Gene Ontology annotation, biological process: regulation of cell cycle.